CGUUUUUCUCGGCCCCAUUGGCUUUUGUCGGCCCCUCCUUGCGAUGGGCAUGUCGCGGAUGGAAGACCGGCCCCUGUCCACGCAGCCGCUAUCAGAGGCCUGGGCUGAUGCCUGGGGUACGAAGAGAAGUGGACGCCGUUCCUCGCAGUCACAGUAUGUGCAGCCGCGCCAGCAGAUUCGGCGAGACUUUGAGGAGGCGAAGCGUGUCGCCUCUAUGUUCGAGCACCUGGAGAACUUGGACGAAAGCCUGUCCUGGGGAGGCUUGCUCACAGCAGCCACGCAAGCAGCCCGUCCGCGGAGGAUCUUGAAGACGUUUGUCCUUUUGCUCCCCUUCAUUCUCUUCACAGCGAGCAGCCGCAAGAACUGGCAUCCCUGGGCGCUGCACCGCUUCAGCUUCUACGAGCAGAUGAGGACAUUGCUGACCCAUGCCUCUGCAGCUAGUCUCAGCUACUUGAUCUUGGGCUUCGCCUUCCAAGUGCUCACCACCGUGGCCUUGCGAGCCUCCAGGGGUGUUGGCUGGAGACGGGCGGAGAAGAUCAUCUACUUGAAUGGUAUCCUUUUCUCAGAGGAGCGUGCAGCAAUCGCGAUCAUUUGCGCGUGGUCUGUGAAUUUCUCGUGGUGGAGUCCGCCACAGGACACCCGGCUGUUGCUGGCCAAGCCGUGCGUUUGCACUCUUCUUUUGUUGCUUUGCAACGGUCUGAAGAAGAUCUUGGAGUUUUCCUUCCUUCGCUCCAAGCUGGCCCUGAACUUCGAGUCCGACGUUUUGGUCAAUGCCUUUGAGCGCGCAACGCUCGAGCGAGUUGCGGACUUUGCAUGCCUUGAGGACCCACCUUCCGAACUGCUGCAUCUUCUGCAGCAAACCACAGUGCUACCAGCUCUGAAGGAUCCACAUGCCUUUGAGAAGCUCACGGCCGAGCAUUUGCGAAAGGCGUACAGCCCUGGCCAAGUCCGGCGGCCGGUGCGGGUCAGCAGCGGCUCCGUGCACGGCUGGCCGAUUUCCUUGGGCCGCGGCGCGGAUCUCUUCCGCAGCCUGCAGCACAGCUCCACCACCACGUUCUUUAUGCGGAUGGAUGGCAAGUACGAUGACAUCGACGCGUCAGCCAAACGGGCGUAUGCAAAGCUGUCCCGGCCUACGUCCGACAUGGAGCUAGGCAUGAGUCGCAGCCCCAGCUUGCCGGAUGAGUGGGAUGUUACACACUCGCAAUCGCUGCCUGGAGCCAGUGAGUCUGGACAAGAGGAGUCGCACGCAGAAGUUGAGAGCGUCAAGCAGCUUUCCUUCAUGGACAUCAGAGCUAUUAUGCCUGAAGAAGAGGCUGCUAUGACCUGGCAGAUGCUUUCAAACCGUAGCUCCCCUUGUAUCGGCGAGGGGGACUUUGUUUCCACUACACGAGGUGCGUUUGAGCGCUUCCACAUGAUUGCGGCCACCGUCAAGGAUUAUGCGGCCAUCUGGCUGGUCUUCAGCAACGUGGUCAACGCGGUGCAGAUCCUCAUCUCGGUGGUCAUCAUACUGGGCACCUUCUUCCCGCCAGAGGUUCUGCGAGCUGUGUGCCUCAGCAUGUCGACAGUCGCCUUGGGCCUGUCCUUCAUUUUUGGGAACUUGCUCAGGGAGACCUUUGAAAGCGUGGUGCUCCUGCUGGUGAUGCACCCGUAUGAUGUGGGUGACCGCAUCCUUCUGCAAGACACAAUCUACACGAUUCAGAAGAUCAACAUCCUGACCACGGAAGCACGAGAUUUGUCCAACCAUUGUGUGUACCUCAAAAACUCCAAACUCUUCCACGAGGACACCUUGCUGAACCUUGGUCGGUCCCUGAACGCAGUGGUGGAGAUCAACAUUGUUUUCCAAACCUCGGAAGUCUCCAUGGACAUCCUCUCCAGGAUCAAUGCCUACGUGGACCAGUACGUCUCCUCUGAAAAGGAGGCAUGGGUGCCGUCCUAUGUGCGCUCCUUCUGUGCGGUGAACCACGGGCGUGCCACCUGCGACCUGGCCGGCGUUACCACCCAUUGCAUUCGUCUCAUGCACCGGCUCCCCUGGCAGAGCAUCCCUGAGAUUCGGAAAGACACCACGCGGGUCAUGUACAAGCUGCUUGGGGAGAUCCGCAGUUGGGGUGUGGACUUUCGGCAAACGCCGCUGCCGGUCCAUUUGGAGAGCCGCCUGCCCCAGGCAGAGUCGGACCAGCCUGACGCACUUCGCAUGCGGUCGACCUCGGGGCUAACACGUGGAGUGUCGCCAGACUGCCGCACCGCACUGUUUCCGGCUAGCUGGAACCGCAAGGCAACAGACUGGCAGCAAGGCGUUGAAGGUUUUGACGCCGCAUAGUAUGAGAGGCGACAGCGACCGCCACAGCGUCAUACUCCCAACACAAUGUUCAGAAUUUGAGAAGUGAUGGUUCGCGGCUUUCUGUUUAGCAGAGGAAUCAGUGGCGAAAGGCCUGGGCAAAACGCAUUUCAUGCAGUGGGCACAGCACGCUUCGGAUGUUUUCCUGAAGCUCCCGUAGCUUCACCCUUGGCGAUUGCUUUGUUGCCACAUGCUAGGUCCAGGGCGAGCUUGUCACUCGCAUUCAUGAGGCUUUGUAGCCCUCCAGGCAAGCAGCCCUUUGAUUAGGGAUUUCAGGACACUGCGUGGUGUCGAGUAGACGGCUGGUGACGUCAAGAAGAAGCUAUUAUGUUGGUGACCAGUUUGGCUGGGAAGCUGCAAUGCAGGCUUCUGGUGGCCAAACGGCCUUGCGUUGUUUCUUUUGCAAGCGGGUCACGGGCGAGUUCCGUGCAAGGUGCUUUCUGGCAUGGAGUGAGUUUUGUGGCAUUGGCCGAGCUGCGUUGGUUUACGAUCAUGCUGG
Molecule: messenger RNA, 2834 nt
Organism: Effrenium voratum
Lineage: Eukaryota; Dinophyceae; Suessiales; Symbiodiniaceae
Source: the annotation of a GenBank genome assembly